Messenger RNA from Prorocentrum cordatum, 5301 nucleotides. NCBI's taxonomy places the organism in Eukaryota, Dinophyceae, Prorocentrales, Prorocentraceae. The record is from the annotation of a GenBank genome assembly.
AUGUCGGGUGAACCGAAGGAUGGCAACGGCGAGGGACAACGCAGGGCAGAAGACCUAGCGGGCAGGAAGGAAUUGUCGGAUGGCACGGUGGACUCAGAGGUGUUCACUGGCGAGCAGAAAAUUGAGCUUGAGCAGGUGAUGAAGCAGCAGCUGGCGCAGACGGAGGCCAUGCUGCUGAAGUACCUAGGCAAACACGGCGCGAGCGAGAAGGAAGAGGGUGCUGACCGGCGACCUCGCGAUCCGUGGGAUUCAGAUGACCCGUGGAAGGGUCAAAGUCGGUCGGAGAGCCAGGGCGGAGAAAGAAGAGAAUGGUCUCAAGAAGAAUGGGACGAGUGGAAAAAGGCCAAGGGCGGCAGGUACGAGAGCGACUGGAAGGACCAGAAGUGGGAGAAGGGCGACUAUACGGAUCCGGAGGCCUUCAUGGGCUGGUCAGACUAUAGAUUGUGGCGUCGCCGAGUGGUCAGGUGGCUCGACCAGACAGACGUACCGCCGAGGAAGAGGUCCGACAAGAUCCUGAAGGUAUUAGACAGGGACUUGCAGAGAAAAUUCGAGGAUAUCUCAGACGCGGUGUUGCAGUCAGCUGAAGGGCCGAUGACGAUCAUCAAGCGACUCGACAUUAUGAGCGGACAACGCAUGGACGACGAGAAAAGAAGAGCGGGCCGAGAAUGCUUGAUGGAAUAUCGACGCAAAGCGGAUGAAACCCUCUCAGUAUACACGGCAAGGAUGGACCAGAACUUCGAGAGGCUGAAGGGCCAGGGGCUCGAAUUAGACGACAGCUGGAAAAUAUUAUUUCUUGAAGAAGGCAUAGGACUGGAUGAGAGCGGGAUGCAGAUGCUGAAGGUCAUGAGCCGCGGCUCCAAGGACUACGAGGAAGUGAUCGGCGCGGCGAGAGAGAUGGACGUGACACGCAACGAGCAUCUCGGCGCCCGGACGGGCAAGGCCACGGCGGCGACCUACGCACUACAGGAUGAUGACGACGACCUCUGCGAGUACAGCGACGUAUCUUCCAUGACGUCGGAGCAGGAGGCUUUCGUGCUGGAGUCGAUCGCCGAGGCCGACGUAGACGAGUACGAGUUACCAGAGGUGUUGGCGACGUUGGAAAAGGACAGAAAGAAGACGUGGAAGGAGAACCGGGACUACAAAAGGCAGCUUCGAGUGGAUAGAAAAUUCUACCAGACCCCGGGGGGGCCUUCGGGCUCCAGGGCGCCGGCACCGCCGCCGCCGCACCCGGGGAGACGUGACGGACAACAUCGGAGUGCGAAAGGGAUAGUUCGUGAGCGGAAGAGGAGACUUCCGAUCGAGAAACUAAUGAAGAUCACCAAGUGUCAUCGAUGCCACAAGAAGGGGCACUGGAGCCGAGAAUGUCCCGAGAAGGGAGACUCGACGGGAGCUGCAGCGGGAAGCGGGUUCGUGCUGCUCAAUGAAUCGGAGCCGAGCUACGCGAUCCUGGCCUCGGAGAACAUCAACUCGAUCAACGCGCGCGGGUUGAUUCACCAGGUUGUGGACCGCAUCAGAUCCGAGAAGGUCGAGGCCAUGAGCCUGCUGGUCACAGGCUCAGGGGACAUCGUGGUGGACGCGGCGGCGGGCCAGGCGCUGAUCGGGCCGCAGGCACUGCAGAGGCUGGAGAAGCGUCUCGGCGAGCUGGGCUUCCGAGUGGUUCGGGUCAAGAGCAAGCACCAGUUCGCGAGAGGUGUCGGCGGGAAGACGCCGGUGCAGUCAGGACUCCUGGUCCCCACAGGCAUCGAGGGCAAGACAGGCAUCAUGGAGCUGGACCUGAUCGAGCAAGACGUGCCGGCCCUGAUGCCGAUCAGUAUGCAGGAGCAGAUGAAGGCAGUGAUCGAUCUCCCGAAGGCCGAGAUGACUCUGAGGGCGCUAGGGGUGACCACCAGCUUGAAGCGGCUGUCGAGUGGUCAUCGCACGAUCGCGAUCGACAAGCUCGGCAGCCCAGAGGGUUUUGAGCUUCCGGAGGCUGUCCGGAAGCGUUUCGGACUGCAGGCGUCUGACUUUCGCCUGAGCUCGAGCGAGAAACGUUUCGAGACGCUUUCUCUCACACGGGCUGCAGAUGCCAUGGUGACGCACUGGAAUCGAGCCGAGAAAACGCUUCUGCAGGCGAUGACGGGCUCCACCGCGAGCGACAGUGGCGAGCCGCAGUGCGUCAAGUACUUGCUGACCGGAAACGAGUAUCCGAACGGGCUGUCGGUGGGAGACAAGUUCUGGGCGUACCUCAGCUCCAGGAUCGUGGCCGAUCACCAGCACAAGGGGCUGAAGCUGCUGCACAUGUUCCAGAACGGCCACCAGUGGCCAAUCAAGACCAAGAAGGCGGACAGGUUCUACACGGAGCGCCAGAUGAAGUGCAGUCAUUCCUGGGCACGUCUCAUCAGUUUCGGCAAUUCCCACGGCAGUUGGGAAGUCUGCGGGGACUGCGACAUGAGGGUCUCGUACUUCCAGAAGGCGUCCGUCAUCUACAAGGGGAAGGGCAAGUCGCCUCAGAGCGGCUCGACGGUGCUGAACGUGAGCGACCUCACCAAGCCCCCCGGGGGCAGGGCAUCGGCGAGGAACUCGGUGGAGUGCACGAGGGUCGCUCUCGUGACGACGACGAGCGACCGGGGGCCGACCCAGGGCUCGGAGGAGCCGAUGAGGGUGAAGAAGCGCUCCGAGGAGAUGGUGCAGUAUCGGGCUUUGGAGGCGCCCAUGGAAGUAGACAGCACAGGUCCAGCACGCCCUCGCCAGCACGCCCCUCGUGCGUCGCUGAUCAGCGAGAUCAAGAGCAUGAAAGAAGAGAUGACCAACCAGAAUCACGGCCUGCUCGCCCUGGUGGUGGAGCAGGGAAAAGCCAUUCAGCACAUCCAGGCGGCGCAGCUCGGCAUCCAGGAGAAGCAGGCCAUGAUGGAGAGGCAGAUGGCGAUCGAGGACCAGCCGAAGACGCUGCCGCCGCAGGUGCCGGCCCAGCGGACCAAGCAGUCCCUGAAGGACGGCAGGUGCUUGCACGGCCUGAGUGAGCUGCCCGAGGCGGAGAGCCUCGAUCGGAUUCUAAGCAGCGCCGGAUGGCGAGCGCACGAGACUUUCUUUUUCCAGGAAGAAGCGCCCCACUAUCUUGGGGAGGACGGGAGGGUGAACCUGAUUAGAAGGCCAGAUGGAGUGUGGGCGACGGAGAAGGAGGGGAGCGCUUCUCCAGACGACCAGGCAGAGCGCUUGGUGGCGAUGUCCCUGCCUGUUUGGCGGGAUCUGUUGCUCUCGGGCGAGUUUAAUGACGAUUUCGAGGACCAUCCCACGGUGAAGGACGGCUUCCAAGAGGGGCGCAGCUUCCACCAGAGGGACAGCUUCCAGGAGGGGAGCAGCUUCCACCAGACGGACAGCUUCCCCAUCCGGAACGAGAAACUCAGGGACCCUUCGAAGACCGACCUCAGGGUCCAGAAGCGCAGGAUGGGAUGUCUUGGGAGUUGGGAUUUGGAAACCGGAUGGGACUUCAGAGAGGGGGGGGUCAGACUUGCGGCUAGGCAGCGCCUGAGAAAAGAGAAGCCAGCAGUUGCCAUGAUGGAGCCCCCGUGCCAGACACGCAGCGCCAUGUUUAGGGUCAGCAAGGGGUCCAUGGAUUCCGAGUACCGCGAGGCUCUGAUCUCGGAGGGCCUCACUCACCUUCAUCAUGCGGUCGACCUGGCCCUCAUCCAGUACCGCGGAGGGCGCUCCUUCGUGCUGGAGCACCCUGACACGGCGUCGUCCUGGGAGGACCCCAGUCGGGCGGUGACUCGAAAGUCCCAGGUGUACCCCGAGGCCUUCUGCAGGCACAUGGCCGAGACCGUCGCCAAGAUCGUGUCUUCCAUGGCACGCAAGUCAGCCCACCCCGAGUCGUUCUGGGGACUGAUAGAUCAGGUCCUGGAGUACGUGAAGGCGUCUUUCUCGUGUCCUGACUGCGACGCCCACCCCAAGGACGCGAUGAAGUUCCUCAGAGAGCGGAAGAAGCUCCAGCAGGCGCCAGAGAGACCGGUGCACCACGUGACGAGGAGGUCUCCGGGUCGAGGUCAGGCGGGUUCCGAAGAGAGGCCCGACGCCAUGACGGAUGUGGUUCCCAUGUCUCUGUCGGAAGAAGAGCUCGGUCAAUAUUUUCUGUCCCUUCAGGAGGGCAUGACCGAGAGGGGAUGGAGCGGAUCUUGGGUGGAGUUCGGAAACGGAAACGCCGACGUGGAGCUGGUCCCGGGGGAAGGGUCCGAGGCAGGAACGUUGACCUUGGCUGCUUCGCGGGGCUCGGAAGUUUCGAAGAAGCGUCUGAGUUCAGAGGAAGCGGCUGAGUUCGACGAUGCCGACGCCAAGGAAUGGAAAGCCAUCAUGGACACCCAAGCGGCCGAGGAGCUGAAAAGCUACAGAGAGCGUUUCGAUUUUGGCAAGAUGGUGAGGCUCGACGCUUCGGGGGUAGAUUACAUAGGUCUUUUGCAGAUCACCUCCGAGAGCACGGCCUUGGAGAACCGACGGCAGGAGCGGGGCAGUGGUUGGAAGGUGGCGCCUCUGAAGAAAAGGAUAGCCAAGGACGCCGAGGUCGCGAAGAAGGCCAAGACAGCGCGGAAUGCAUUCGGCGUGGCUGCGCCACGCAAGAAGGCCGAGAAGGCAAAUGACGAGAAAGAGGCGGCAGAGUUCGGUCUCUUGCAAGCGGAGGCAAGGCAGGGCGGGAGAUGUCAGGGUUGGCAGGAGGCGGAAUCGAAGAAAGCCAAGGACGACGAGUCUUCAGAUGACGAUUCCGACUCGGAGUCCGAAGCGGAGGCGGCCAAGAAGGAGGAGCAGGUGACGAAGAAAACCAAAGAGGACCUGGACGCGCAGAAGCAACAGGCGGAAUUGGAGAAGAAGGUCCGGCAGCAGAAGCUCCGUGAGGAGAUCGACCGGAAACUGCGAGAGAAGAAGGAGCGGGAGAGCAAAGAGAAGGCUGACAAAGAAAGAGAAGCAAAGAGCAAGCGCGAGGCAGCAGCCAGAUUGGCAGCCACAAAGAAGAAAGUUGAGGAAAGCAGCGAAGAUGAAGAAGAGGAGGAGGAGGAGGAAGAAGAGGAUGAGGCGCAGGAGGAGGAGGAAGAAGAGGAGGAAGAGGGGGAUGACGACAGCGAGGAGAGCGAGGAGCCCAGUGAGAAGGUGGCGAAGAAGGCGAAGCAGGCUGCCGUCAAGAAGAAGGCGUCAACGAAGGAACGAGAUAAGAAACGGAAAGGUAAGGAGAAAGCGAACCGAAAAGGUAAAACCAGAGAAAAGGAAAAAAAGAAACGGAGAAGAAAGAAGGAGAGCUCGAGCGCCAGCGACGAGAGCGCUGGCACCAGCGACUCCUGA